AUGGAUCAACAGAAAGACAAUAUCCAUUCCACUGUGGAGGUGGAUGGUCUUCCCCAAAACAAGAUCGACGACCCGAUUGCACCGGAUGUAUUUGACGAGAGAUAUCGCACGACCCGGACGGAAAUCUGGGCUUAUUAUGCCUAUUACAUUGGAAAUAAUGGCUUGUCACUAUUCAACUUCGCACCGACUGCUUUUCAAAACUUGCUCUCCCAGGCAGUCCCUGCCGAUGGACUACUCGACUUUCUCGGUAGACCACGUAAUGUCAACAGCAUCGUGCUCCUCUCCAAUGGAAUCUCGUUCGCCAUCCAAGUCGUGGUGUUCCUCAUAAUCGGCAGUUUCGCCGAUUUCGGUUACUGGCGACCCAACAUCUUGAUUGCGCUGUCGAUUAUUGCCUGGGGCAUUGGCUUCGGCUGGUUGGGUGUCCAUACCCCGGAUAAGUGGCGUAUCGGCGUGGGUCUAUACAUGGUAGGCUUGAUCGCCUAUCAAACCACGCUCACUUUCUGGACCGCUGCGUUCCCGGGCUUAGCGCGCAACUCCAUCGAAUUGAAGGAAGAGGCCGACAAAUAUGUGGCCGGGAGCAUCACUCGGGAGGAAUAUGACUAUGCGGACACCAUGAUGCGCAGCAAACUUGCCAAUGUCGCUUUCUAUGUUCAGUCCGUUGGAGAGAUCUUUAUCUUGGCCAUUAUCGUGGGCAUCAUGUUCGGGUUGAAGGUCAAUGAUAGCGAGACUAAUAACAACUGGGGAGUGAGUGUGCUGAUCGCAUUCGUCUCUGGUGUGUGGUUGCUCGUCUCGAUUCCGUGGUUUAUUCUUGAGAAACGCCGUCCGGGUCAAGACCCUGGCAAACGGUCGAUCUUUGUUGCAGGCAUGUGGCAGCUGUGGCAUGCUAUGAAGCAGAUCUGGCAUUUAAAGCAGAGUCUGUGCUAUCUAGUUGGUUAUUUCUUACUUGGAGACUCUCUCAACACCACUGUGACUGUUAUUGGAACUUUGCAGAACAGCAUCGUUUCGUAUAAUACUCUGGAACUGACAUACCUGCUUAUUGUUGGCAUUGCUGCACAGGGUGCUGGCAUAUACGCAUUCUGGACAAUCCAGCAACGCUUCAGGCUCGGAACCAAAACUAUGUUCAACGCCGUCGCCGUUGGAAUCAUCCUACUUGAUGGCUGGGGCAUGAUCGGUAUCUGGACCCAGAGGUUCGGCUUCCAUCAUGCAUGGGAAGUCUGGGUCUACCAAGCGUUCUACGGCCUUUUCAUCUGUCCCUGGUACAGCUACUCGCAAAUUAUGAUUUCAGAGGUUACACCCCGCGGUCACGAGUUCCUAUUCUUCAGUCUCUUCAGCAUCAUCGGUAAAACCUCAUCUUUUAUUGGACCCAUCGUCUCAAGUGCAAUUAUCGACGCGAGCCCGUCGGGUAAUGUCUCGUUGCCAUUCUACUUCUUGUUUGGGUUGAGCGUUGCCAGCUUUUUGAUUCUGUUCUGGGGUGUUGAUUUAAAGAAGAGCCAGGAAGAGCAGCAGAGGUUCUUGUCGGAUAAGCUGCGUCGCCUGAAUGCCAGCGCCUCGUCCUCUGAUGACGAGACUUCCGCGGCAGUCUGA
Molecule: messenger RNA, 1584 nt
Organism: Penicillium roqueforti
Lineage: Eukaryota; Fungi; Ascomycota; Eurotiomycetes; Eurotiales; Aspergillaceae
Product: putative autophagy protein (Atg22)
Exons: 6
Coding region: 1-1584 (527 amino acids)
Source: RefSeq, a predicted model, not a curated record